AAUCCUCUUAAAUCAGACAGUCCUAUUUCACAGGGGAUUUGUAUUGAUGAAGAUGAAGCUCCGUUAACGCCAAGUUUAGAUGGUUUAACUGUUCUACACUAUGCAGUACUUGUGCCCGACGAAAUGGGUGUACAUCUAACUGAAAUUCUACUUGAAGAUGGUAAAGCUGAUCCAAAUAAACAGGCAACACUGGAUGAUAGUUUUAAAUUAAAGCAUCAAUACAAUGCUGGGAUACAAUCAGGCAGUUCAAGUGGGAUGAAUUCAGAGAGGACAACACCGAUUGAGAAGAAAAUCCAUGAAGGCAGAACACCAUUGCAUUUAGUUUGUUCACGAGAAUAUGACCAACUGAAUUCAGCUAUCAUUGCAAAGUGCCUUCUGAACUAUGGAGCUGAUCCAAACUUAUUAUGCAAUGGUCACUCAGCACUGAGUAUUGCAAUUGCAACUGGUAAUGAUCCUUGUAUCAAUGUUUUAAUUAAUCAUCCGAAUACAAAUAUUAACCAGGCAUUAGAAUGUGGCUUUGGAUCUGCCUUAUGUGUUGCAUGCUCAAGUUUAUUUGAAUUUAGGCGAUCUGUUGAUGCACGUCUAGAAUUAAUCAAACGCUUAAUAAACAGAGGUGGUGUUCAGUGUUUCAAUAGAUUUACUUUAUUAAAACCAAAAGAAACUUUGGGCAAUGUGAUUGAUUUCACGUUUAUGGACUAUGCAAAAGAUUUACGAAUCACUAAAACACCAUAUCAUGCAUUGAAUGAAAUUGAAAAAGAGACUUAUAAUGGUCGUAUACAAAUUUUAGCUUACUUAGCUGAUCGUUUAAGACGUUACACCUAUUCACUGGAUACAUUGGGUGAUGGUUAUGAUGGUGAUGGCGAUGGUGGCGAUAAGGCUGUUCAACAGAUAAAUACUGGAACACGUGAAAAUCAAGCUAAACUAUCCUUUCCGAAACGUUCUCAACAAUCUCCAACUUAUCUAAGACAAAAAAGUUGUAUUUCCUACUCUUUCUGUUAUGAAUGCGGACGAUCAGCUGGAAUACGUUUGGUGUUAUGUUCACGUUGUCGAAGAGUGUAUUUCUGUUCAAAAGUGUGUAAAUUGAAAUCAUGGACAACAAGGCAUAAAAAUGAAUGUUAUCUAUCUCCAGAACUUCAAGCAGAACGGGAUCGACGAAGUCCUACAAGGGUGUUACCAAAACUUGGAGGAAAUAAACAAGAAAAAGAUGAACAAAUAGCUCAACAAAAGGCAAAACAACAAUAUUUAAGUGACUGGGAUUUAUCUAAGCAUUUAACAUGUUGUUCAAGCAGUGGUGAAUUAAUUGGCAUUAUUUACCAUCCAAGUUAUCGGUACAGAUACGCAUUGAAUCAUUAUUUAAAAAUCAACGACAGUAGUCAUAUCAUUGUUGGUACUUAUAACGGUGAAGGGAAUUACAGUCUCAUUUAAUAAUCCUUUUUGAUUUUGUGACAUUCAUAUUUUACUGGUCUUCCUUCAAGUGAAAUGUUUUUUUUUCUAGGUGUGAAAAUGAUACUGAAAUGAGAUGCAUUGGAACAUUUGUG
This is a messenger RNA of Trichobilharzia szidati, 1538 nucleotides long. NCBI's taxonomy places the organism in Eukaryota, Metazoa, Platyhelminthes, Trematoda, Strigeidida, Schistosomatidae. The record is from the annotation of a GenBank genome assembly.